This is a messenger RNA of Anastrepha obliqua, 1981 nucleotides long. It is a transcript of the gene VGlut, whose product is annotated as vesicular glutamate transporter 1. The transcript has 8 exons. Gene Ontology annotation, molecular function: L-glutamate transmembrane transporter activity; neurotransmitter transmembrane transporter activity. Gene Ontology annotation, cellular component: excitatory synapse; synaptic vesicle membrane. The record is from RefSeq and is a predicted model, not a curated record. Gene Ontology annotation, biological process: neurotransmitter loading into synaptic vesicle; transmembrane transport; synaptic transmission, glutamatergic. Lineage: Eukaryota; Metazoa; Arthropoda; Insecta; Diptera; Tephritidae. The coding region runs from base 23 to 1960 and encodes 645 amino acids.
GCAGGGCAGCAUCCUCAUCACCAUGAAGGGCUUAACAGCGUUUAAGGAGAAGGCAUCGAGCGCUUUUAGUGGCAUUAAACCGAACAUCGAAAAAUUUGAGAUCUCGAAAAACCAUCAUGGCGGCUAUGGUGGCUAUGAGGAAAUGGAGGAUGGUGAGAAGAUUGGCGAUGGACCAGGCGGUGGCAUUCGGUACGAUGACGAUAGACCCGAUUCGCCAGCCUCAUUUGAGGAAAUCGAACGCCCGCCAUUACGAAAGAUCGAUAAAUAUUGUAAAGCGGAGUGUCCUUGUUUGCCGGCACGUUACACGAUUGCGGUGAUGGCGUGUGUGGGAUUUAUGAUAUCCUUUGGUAUGCGUUGCAAUAUGUCGGCGGCGAAGCUGAAAGGCGAACAGAAUCAUACGAAGUUCAUGAAUUGGAGUGUCGCCGUGGAGAGCCAUGUGGAUUCGUCAUUCUUUUGGGGCUAUUUGAUUACACAAAUACCGGGUGGUUUCAUAGCGUCGAGAUUUCCGGCUAAUAAAAUCUUCGGAUUGUCUAUUGUAUGCUCGGCAACAUUGCAUUUGUUAGUGCCGCUGGUGAUGGCUCUGUGCCAUGGUUAUGUGUUAAUAGGUGUGCGUGUAACGCAGGGACUAUUCGAGGGUGUCACCUAUCCGGCUUGCCAUGGCAUUUGGAGAUUUUGGGCGCCACCCAUGGAGCGUUCACGUCUUGCCACAUUAGCAUUCAGCGGUUCAUAUGCGGGUGUUGUAGUGGGUCUUCCGAUGUCUGGUCUGCUCGCCGAUGCGAUUGGCUAUCAGGCGCCUUUCUACGCUUACGGCACGUUCGGCAUUACAUGGUACAUCUUUUGGUUGUGGCUCUGCUUUGAGAAUCCGCGCAAACAUCCUGCCAUCAGCAUACCCGAACUGAAGUAUAUCGAGAAGUCUUUGGGUGAGACUUCUAUGCAGCCCUCAAUGCCUUCGUUGAGCACCACACCCUGGCGUGAAAUGAUGCGCUCCAUGCCUGUUUAUGCCAUUAUUGUUGCAAAUUUUUGUCGUUCUUGGAACUUUUAUUUGCUAGUGCUCUUCCAGUCGUCCUUCUUGAAAAAUAAAUUCGGUUUUCAGGUGGAAGAGGCGGGUUUUAUCGGUUCGCUGCCUCACUUGAUUAUGACGACUAUAGUGCCAUUUGGUGGCAUGUUGGCUGAUCAUUUGCGUAAAAACGGUAUUAUGUCUACAACAAAUGUGAGAAAACUCUUUAAUUGUGGCGGGUUCGGUAUGGAGGGAUUAUUCUUUCUAUUUGUGGCGCAUUCCGACACGGCGACUGGCGCCAUGUUUGCUCUCACUUGUGGCGUUGCCUUCAGCGGGUUUGCCAUUUCGGGCUACAAUGUAAAUCACUUGGAUAUUGCACCGCGCUAUGCCAGUAUUUUGAUGGGUCUCUCGAACGGUAUUGGCACUUUGGCUGGUAUAAUUGUGCCCUAUGCGCUCGAUGGAUUGAUUGACAGAGAUCCUCAUGGCUGUUGGACCACCGUUUUCACUCUUGCCUCUUGCGUCCAUUUAAUCGGCUGCACUUUUUAUGGCAUCUUUGCUUCUGGCGAACUGCAACCCUGGGCCGAGCCAGUACAUGAAGAGAAGCAAGUGUGGGCGCCACCAAUGGGCGCUAUUGCUGAAGAUCCCAGCCAGGCUGGUUAUACCAAAGAGACGUCAUUCGGUGCACUCCCUCAAUACACCGAGCAGAGUCAAAUGCAAAAACCGAAUGCCAUCAAUUAUGGUGCGACUGGUCACGUGGCUAACAAUCCCUUCGCCGCCAUGACGGGCACCAUACCAGAGGAGAGCGCAGUGCCUGAGCCCACAGCUGAUGCCAACAUGUAUGGGACGUAUGAUUACACGCAACAGCAACAACAACCGUCACAAAUGCCAAGCUAUGACCAACAAUACCAGCAGCCGGCAUACACAACACAGCAAAACUACCAACAACCCUAUCAGCCACAGUAGGAAGUGGCGGCGGAUUUAAUA